This is a messenger RNA of Vicia faba (fava bean), 1728 nucleotides long. The record is from the annotation of a GenBank genome assembly. Lineage: Eukaryota; Viridiplantae; Streptophyta; Magnoliopsida; Fabales; Fabaceae.
AUGGCCUCUGGACAAUUAUCUCGCAAGGAAAACAUCACCGAGAGAAAGAUUCACGGCGAGAAAGACAAUGUUCCUGAGAUGACAACCCGCGUCGAGCAUCUUUCUGUGAAAGAGAAAGAACUACCACAGGGAAGUGUAGAAGCAUCAACAGGUGGUGAAAUCAACAAAGAUCGUGCAGGGAAAGCUAUUGGAAAUGCUGGUGAAAGAGGAAAAGCAAGAGAGAGCCAUGAACUCGGACCAAACUAUCAGUCUCUCCCUGAUCGCAAUGAGAACCAAAUUCACCUUGAUCGUGCACGUGUUCCUGUGAAUGCGAAUGUCGCAGGAAACAUAGUUGGAGAAAAUGCUACAAGAGAAAAUGCUACAAGAGAGAAACUCGAUAACCGUACCAGAGUGGUUGCUGGAACACCACACGUUAAGGAACAAAACAUAGCCUUGGGAAAAGAGCAAGUUGUGGCAGAGAGAGGAGGAACAACAAAGGAUUUAGAAGCAAGGAGUGACGAGAAGAUUGGUAGAGGAAGGGUACUUGGUGCUGAAAAUCAAGAUGCUAUAUUGGAAAAAAGUGUUGCUGAGGAAAGAGAGAGAGCAAGAGAGAGAGAAAGGGCAAAAGAAGCAACAAAAGAAACACUGAAUAAUACAGCACAAGCAGCAAAAGAGAAAGGAGCACAAGCAAUGGAGAGAGCGGCACAAGUCAAAGAUGCAACCCUUGAGAAAACACAACAAGGUUACGAAGUGACAAGAGACAAAGCUUCAAAUGCUGCAAAAACUGCUGCAGAGAAAGCAGCACAGACCAAAGAUACGACUAUUGAGAAAGGCCAGCAAGGUUAUGAAGCAACCAAAGACACAGUUUCAAAUGCAGCAAAAAUUGCUGCGGAGAAAGCAGCACAGGCCAAAGAUUCAACAAUUGAGAAAGGCCAGCAAGGUUAUGAAGCAACCAAAGACACAGUUUCAAAUGCAGCGAAAACCGCAGCGGAGAAAGCAGCCCAGGCUAAAAACGCAACACUCGAAAAGACACAACAAGGUUAUGAGGCAACAAAAGACACAGUCUCAAAUGCUGCAAAAACUGCGGCAGAUUAUGUUACUCCUGCUGCGGAGAAAACCAAGUCCGCCGUUGUUCAGGCAAAGGAUGUUACAGUGGAGAAAGGGAAGACUGCCGCGGAAAUCGCAGGGAAAGUUGCGUCUGUUGCGGGGUGGACAGCAACACAUUACGCCACACAGUUGACAGUGGAUGGAACUAAGGCUGCGGCGAGUGCUGUUGAAGGAGCGGUUGGGUAUGUUGCACCAAAGGCUUCUGAGCUUGCAGCGAAGUCGGUGGAAACUGUUAAAGGUUUGGCUGCUUCUGCUGGUGAGACUGCUAAAGGGUUUACUGCUAGGAAGAAAGAUGAAUCAUGGCGUGAAUAUGAGACUCAAAAGGCUUCUCAACCUAAGGAAGGUGAAGAAACCUUGCCAUCUUCAGAAGUUACAGGCCAAAAUGUGAGCAACUAUAGAGAAAAUGUGAUUACACAAAAAGUGGUACCAAGUGAAGAAAGAACUCAAGCACAAGGAACUACUCUUCUUCAAGAGAAGGGUAGAGGAAGCAAUGUGAUACCAAGCACUGCUGAAACUGAAACUGUGGAAAAUGUUCUUAAGGGAGGUGAGAAAAUAGAAAAGAAAGCAUUAGAGAAGAAGAAUGAAGGAGGAAGUGAUGAUAUAAAAAUAGCGGUCACUGAAACUAAGGCUGAAACUGAGUGA